Scaptodrosophila lebanonensis is the source of this 4497-nucleotide messenger RNA. It is a transcript of the gene Pitslre, whose product is annotated as serine/threonine-protein kinase PITSLRE. Gene Ontology annotation, molecular function: cyclin-dependent protein serine/threonine kinase activity; ATP binding. Gene Ontology annotation, cellular component: nucleus. Gene Ontology annotation, biological process: protein phosphorylation; regulation of mitotic cell cycle. The coding region runs from base 1578 to 4334 and encodes 918 amino acids. Lineage: Eukaryota; Metazoa; Arthropoda; Insecta; Diptera; Drosophilidae. The record is from RefSeq and is a predicted model, not a curated record. The transcript is spliced from 3 exons.
UAUACCGAAAAAAGCGAACUAGUCCAAAAGCAUUAUAAAACUGUAGCAGCUGAUGUAACAGCUGUACGCCCAAAAUGAAAGAUAUGGCAACAUUAACCAGACGCCAUCUUCUAAGAAGCUGUCAAUUUUUUUUAUCACAUUGAAAUCAUUUGCAGACGUUUGUAAACGUUUCUGAAAAACGCAAUUUUCCACCGAUAACCUCAGUAGAACUAAAAUAAAUGCUUAUAGAAUUAAGCUCAAAGCUUUAAGGUAACGCGUGGCAAUAUCCACGCUAGUUGUUUCGCGCAUUAAAAAACGCAAACGAGCCACUGAAAAAAAUUACGUGAAUCAUUGGACUCGAGCAGCAGCAACAGCAGCAAAUACUUGGGACGCCUGGCAGCGGAGCACCCUUUCACUUAGUGGCAAGUACGAGUAUUUUUGGAGUCUUGUCUAUCUGCUGUCAUGGUCAACACGUCUGGAAGCGAGGAUGGCCAGCUACGCAGCCCCAAUGAUGAACAAUAUAUCAGGCCAAAAGUGUGUACUUGUCCCAUGACCGAGGCGCGCGAUGGCCAACAACUAAACUAUAAAAAAAGAGUGUUAAUUAUAAAACAAAACAAAAGCAAAUGCAAGCCAAAAGUUCAAAAGUUCUUGUGUGCACCUCACUACUAUAGAGUGCAGAAACUUCAGCGCGACGCAGCAAGGAGAUUCCGAAUACGGCGGCCAGAAAGAAUCCACAAUAUCAAAUAUUGCAACUAACCGACGUACGCAAGUGCCUAGGUUUGGGAUACAUCUUGGGUCUUGGUUGGCGGUAAAUUUAAAUUGACUAUUUCAAGUACAAACCAUUCUAAUGCCUUUAGCCCGCCAUAUCUUUGUGUCUAUUUGUUCCGCCCGAGCAUUUUAGAGGUUUGCAUUGGUCGUAAGUUUACAUUUUACAGCCCUCGGAUUUAAACUCGGCAGCUACCAUGGAAUUGUUUAACUUGGUUGCUUUGCAUCGGGAUAUAAUCAGGUAAGUGUUUACUGCACCAACAUAUUGAUGAUGCCAUGACACAAGGAAAUUUAUUAAGUCCUCAAAUACUACACACAUUUAUCUGACUUUUUGCUAAUCCCUUUUUGCACAGCAAACAGAUUAUUCUUCUUUCCUCUGUGCGCCGAGGUCAUGAACCCGGGGGCAUAAGUAAAAUGUAAUCAAACGACAAGCAAGCAAAUCAACAAAUUUUACAGCAGGCUCAGCGCCAAGCCUUUUGCCCACAUGGCUAGUCGGUCAGUCAAUGGUCUACACAUUUGGCACACACAAAUUUGCAAAAUGGAACUAAGCGUUGAGAUUUUGUCAACUUGAAUAUUUUACGUGCCCUAUAACCUGUGACCCAUUCUUGUUUACUUUUAGCGGCGAUGAUGACGAACAUGAUACCGAUUCCUUGUAUAUACAACCACCGCAGGCGAGUACGCGUGACCCCACGAGCACACGCCGCAAGGAAAAGAAACAUUCCCGGGAGCGUCGGCGAAAGGACCGCGACAGCUUCAACGAUCGUGAUUCGGAGGGAGGUGUAGAAAGAGAGCAUCGGGAAAGAUAUGAAUAUAGGCGAGAGGAGCGAACAGACAUGGAUCGCCACUACCAUCAUCAACGCAGCUCAGAUCGCGGCGGGGGAAGCAGCGGCUACUCGAAACAUCAUAUCAGCCAUGCUUACCACUAUCAACAACCACAGCACCAUCACCACCACCAGCCUCCGCCGCUGCCGUAUGGUCAUCACCACCAGCAGCAUCAUCACCACCAACACAAUCAUAGUAUGCAUUUGGCCGGAGUACGUCCGGCUCGCGGAGAAUAUUAUCAGUCCACGGCUCUUUAUCACACCAAUCGGCAUCACGUUUCUGCUGGUGGGGCUGAUUAUGGUAGCAUUGGCGCCGUUACAAGCGAAAUAGAGCUACAACGACGCGCCAAAAAAUAUAGCUAUGAGCAGCCUAAGGAUGCCGAGAGUCUCGAGCAGGAUUUGCGUUCGCGGCUGCUAAGUAAACGUAACAAUUAUGUGAAGGACUAUGAAAUGGAAACAAAUUACGAACACAAAAGCAGCAGUCGCAAAGAGUCACGAUUGCGUGGCGAGGAGCGGUUGCUAAAAGCUGAACGCCAUAAACAGCGACACGAGCGUUCAGCACGUGCCAAUGUCAUUGAGGUCCUAGAUAGUCCAGAGCCCGGUGACGGUGCCAAAAGCCGACACAAACAGCGCAGCAAACAGCUAGACAAGGAAAGAGUUCGUGCAACGGCUGCAGGCGUGAGGUUAGAGCCAGCACGCAACCGGACCGGCGAUGAUCCCGAGCUGACGGUACGACGCGAGAAAUUGCUGGCGGCCGAGCGUGAAAUUCAAAAGCGCAAGCAGACGGCCCGAGAGGAAUUGGAGGCACGACGGGAAUUGCUGCGCGAGCGUAAUGAACAUAAUGCACUAAGUCCCAGUGCUGUGGCGGCCAGCGUUACGGCUGGCCUGAAUGUGGUGGUGAAAAGAAAACAAAAGUCCGAUCAGUACGAGCACGAAGUGAAGCAUAAAAAGCGCAGCAAACAUAGCCACGAUGAACAGCGAACUGAGGACGAUGAGAACGAGAGCGAAGAAAGCGACUCAGAGAGCGAAGAGGACGAGGAUGACGAGGACGAUGAUGAGAGCGCAGGCACUGCCACUGGCAGCGAAACAGGCUCAGAUGAGAGCGAUGGUAAUUACGAGCAAACGAAAAAACGUAAGCGUCCAAGCGAUGCUGAUGCCCAAGCUGAGGAAGAUGUGCCCCUUCCCGAUAGUCCACUGUCUGUGGGCGAAUUAUACAAGUCACCGAAACAGCGCAAGAAUCGGAAAAAGCGUACUCCAUCCAUAAGUUCCAGAAGCUCCCGUAGCAGUCGCAGCCCAAGUCGCAGUGAAUCCCACUCCAGAUCAGAAAGUGCGGGCUCUAGAAGUCGUAGUCGUUCUCCCGGCAGCAGUCCCGAUGAGCGUGCAAUCAGCGAUCAAUGCUCGCCGAGCACAAGCACGCGCAGCGAAGAGCGUGGCAUGGCACAGAAUCAAGCAAAACUUAACGAUGUCGAGGAAAAAACUAAGCAUAUAAAAGCUGAAGAUGCACCAAUUUGCGAUGACAAAGGUGUGCCGUUGCCCAACUACUUUCCUGGCGUUCAGGGCUGCCGUUCCGUCGAAGAAUUUCAGUGUCUCAAUCGCAUUGAGGAGGGCACCUAUGGCGUCGUCUAUCGAGCCAAGGAUAAGCGAACCAGUGAAAUUGUCGCACUUAAACGCCUCAAAAUGGAAAAGGAGAAGGAGGGCUUCCCGAUUACAUCGCUGCGCGAAAUUAACACACUCCUUAAGGGCCAGCAUCCGAACAUAGUAACAGUGCGAGAGAUUGUAGUGGGCUCCAACAUGGACAAAAUCUUUAUAGUUAUGGACUAUGUGGAGCACGAUCUAAAAUCGCUUAUGGAAACGAUGAAGAACCGCAAGCAGAGCUUCUUUCCUGGUGAAGUCAAGUGUCUCACUCAACAGUUAUUGCUGGCGGUAGCCCAUCUGCACGACAAUUGGAUACUGCAUCGUGACUUGAAGACCUCCAACCUGUUGCUAUCGCACAAGGGCAUUCUGAAGGUGGGUGACUUUGGUCUGGCCCGUGAAUACGGCUCGCCACUGAAGAAGUACACCUCGCUGGUCGUCACACUGUGGUAUCGAGCACCCGAAUUGCUGCUCUGUUCGCCCGAAUAUUCAACGCCCAUCGAUGUGUGGUCGGUGGGUUGCAUCUUUGCCGAAUUUUUGCAAAUGAGCCCUUUGUUUCCCGGAAAAUCGGAAAUCGAUGAACUCAAUCGCAUAUUUAAGGAAUUGGGCACACCAAACGACAAGAUCUGGCCUGGUUAUAACGAGCUGCCCGCUGUGAAGAACAUGCUCAGCCAGAACUCACAGUUCACAGAAUAUCCCGUGUCACAGUUGCGGAAGCACUUCCAGGAUAAAACCUCAGAUACCGGAGUGGCGUUGCUGCAGGGCCUGCUUACAUAUGAUCCCAAACAAAGACUGACUGCUGACGGGGCGCUAAAGCAUCCGUAUUUUAAGGAGCUACCAUUACCCAUCGAUCCAUCCAUGUUUCCCACGUGGCCGGCCAAAAGUGAGCUGGGCGCGCGCAAGGCGCAGGCCUCCUCACCAAAGCCACCUUCAGGUGGUUCCCAAUUCAAGCAGUUGGGCCGCGAUGAGCCGAUUGUUGCCUCCAGUGGAGGUGGCGUCGGCGCCAAACUCUCAUCGGGCAUCAUCACUGGCAAUAAAAAGAGCGGCGCCUCAACGACCAACACAGGCUUUGUCCUGAACGCCGGCCUCACACAGCGACAACUGGCCAUGGGUCCUGGCUUCAGUCUGAAGUUCUGAGUGGGGCUAAGCGUUAUUUUGGCAUGCAGCUGCUGCAUAUAGCUACACAAGUUUUAGCCAAUUAAAUACUUGUUAUGUAUAGUUUAGUAUGUAAGUUAAAAAUUUCGUUUAUGUGUAUGUGUAAAAAUUGUUCCAAAUAUAAUUUUAAAGCCAUACAAACAAA